This is a messenger RNA of Nicotiana tabacum (common tobacco), 3189 nucleotides long. RefSeq names its product F-box/kelch-repeat protein At3g06240-like. The record is from RefSeq and is a predicted model, not a curated record. Gene Ontology annotation, molecular function: protein binding. Lineage: Eukaryota; Viridiplantae; Streptophyta; Magnoliopsida; Solanales; Solanaceae.
UCAAGUAGGAGUACCUUUUUUUCUCUUUCAAAGUUCAAUCAUAUAUUAUCCAGAUUCCAACUAAACUAAUUGAAAGGAAAUAUUCUGUUAGGUGAAAACUUUUUCUAGUUUUAAUAAAAUCUUAAAAACUUCCAAGUUCCAAUCAAAUGCUACUAACAGGUCCUACUAAUUUUGCCACCCCUAUUUUACGCUGUACCGAUUCCAUACUCUUCCGUAAUUUCUCGUCCAAAUCCAAAUUCAACCAUGGCGAUGAGCAAAGCUGAAUAUCUAGCCCAAGAAAUCAUCAUUGACAUACUCUCUCGGCUGCCUGCAAAGUCCAUAGGCCAGUUUAGAUGCGUGUCAAAACAGUGGCUCAAUUUUCUCUCAGACCCACAAUUCAUCAAAUUUCAUCAUAUCAUCCAUUCCCAUAAAGAAGAAUCGAAACUCAUUUUCGUCUCUAGUUCUGGGGCUCUUCACACUAUCACAUUUAACCAAAACCCCCAAAAUGGAACAACUAAUGCCAUUUCAAGAAAGCUUAAUUUUCCGCAGCUCUCACACAGCUGGGAAAAAGUGGUUGGCUCAUGUAAUGGCUUGGUCUUGGUGGAGAAUACGGAAAAUAUUAAAUAUUUAAUCAACCCCACAACCUUAGAGUACCAUAGAAUUCCAAACUUUCAUUUGGCUCUUACUGUGCCGGGUAGCUUUAGCAUGUGUGGUCUAGGGUACGAUUUUGCUAGUAAUGACUAUAAGGUGGUUACUCUUUCUCGAUAUAAACGGGAUUUAGACAAUAUUUUUGUUGAUGUCUACUCUGUUAGAAUGGAUCUAUGGAGGAGGCAUGGGAAGCUACCUGUUGAUCAUGGAGUUCCUAUUGGCGGUUCUGGGGUUUUAGUAAAUGGGGCUUUGCAUUGGUUGGCUAGGAAAUCUCCUGAUUAUUCCUCUGUAAUUGUUGCUUUUGAUUUAAAUGAUGAGACAUUCUUGGAGCUGCCAGUCCCUAAUGCACUCGAUGACAAUAAUUUUGUGCUUUGUGAUCUUGUGGCUUUUAGAGGGUGUCUUUGUAUGUUGUUGAAUGAUACAGAAGAAAACAAAAUUGAGUUUUGGAUGAUGAAAAGAUAUGGGGUUGAGGAGUCUUGGACCAAAUUUAGGAUUGCUGGACUGGAUUUAGUGCAUGGUUUGGUGCCAUUUUGUUCAAUUAGUGAUGAUGAUGUUGUAUUGAAUGUUGAUAGAGAGAAUUUGAUUGUUUACAACAUGAAAGAGGAUCAAUGGAGGGAUAUGAAGGUUGGUGGAAUAACUGCUAAGUUUGAAAGAACUAGAUCUUUCAUGGAGAGUCUUGUGUCUCCUAUGUUAGGCAAGGUUAUUGAGGGUUACGAUAUUGCUUGAUGCAAUAUUCUGAGAUGAUGCUGUACUCAGAAUUAACCAUGGUGCCCAACAUGCUGGACGCGAAAAGGCAGAGACUUGAAUAUCAGUACCAGCAUCCAGCUGAAAGCUCGAGCUCAAGCAUACCACAUCAUAACAAAACUGAAGUUCGAAGUCUGAUAACUCCUGAUCGAAUGACUGGGGUUUCAGGCAGUAAAAAUUAAGAAAGAACUCAGUUAUUUGGUAAUAGUGACUUUCUACAAAUCAAUCAAGAUCAUAAGAUGCACAAAGUUGAAAUGGACAAGUUUGUAUCUGGUUUGGCAGCACUAGCAUCAUCAAUUCAAGUUGAGGCAAUUCAUAUUUUUUGCAAACAAAGUUUCAAUCUUUCCUUCUAAUUACAAAACCAUGGAUAAGAAGUGCAAUGGGAAUGCUGUAAGAGGGUUGGUUGGCAUGGAACUUUAAAGGAAAAUUAUUGACAUAAUUUCUAAUGGUUUUGUUCAAUCAAAUUAUUGCCACGGAGUUCAAUUUUCUGCUCUUGAUUGUCUCCAAACUGCUAUUCAAGACAAGGAUGGACUAAGACAUCUAUUGCUUUGCAAAGUGGUAUUGGGAAUAUUGGAAAUCGUACAUCCUAGUUCGGGACAGUCUCAGCCAAGUCCUGAGGAUCUUGUUUCUGGUUUUGACAUGUUAUUAUCUUCAAGAAAGUACAUAGUUUGGAGUAGUCACUUGAAUACUCAUAUCGUAACUCAUAGUCAGUUUCAGAGUUCCUCUUCAUUCAAAAAGGGUUGAUGACUAUCCAACACCUUCAAAGAAUGUAAAUUUGUCCAAGGAUUUCCUUUGAUGCUGUGAUUACUAGAUUAUUAAGAAUCUUGUCUUCUCGUGUUAUCAAAUUGAUAACAAAAUAUCAAAAUGAUCAAGAAACAAUGGGCAAUUGGACCAGUUCUGCCUACUAAACUUGAUCAUGUCUCAAGUAGGAAGAAUAUAUGUUUGGAGUGGCUUAACAAACAACCUCCAAGAUCUGUUCUUUAUAUAUCUUUUGGAACAACAACUUCAUUUUCUGAUAGGGAAGUCAAGGAGCUUGCGAUGGGAUUAGAACAGAGCAAACAGAGACAUAUGGGUGCUGAGAGAUGCCGAUAGAGGAGAUAUCUUUACUGAGGAAGCUAGAAAAGUUGAGUUGUCAGAAGGGUUUGAGGAAAGGGUAAGAGAAGUAGCUUAGUGGUCAGAGAAUGGGCACCACAACUAGAAAUCUUGACUCAUUCGUCGACUGGGGGGUUCAUGAGUCAUUGUGGUUGGAAUUCUUGUGUAGAGAGUAUUACUAUGGGAGUGCCAAUAGCUGUUUGGCCUAUGCACUCUGACCAACCAAAAAAUGGUUUUUUGGUGACGGAAAUACUGAAAAUAGGCCUACUUUUUUUAGGGAGUGGGAGAAACGCAAGGAGUUGGUGAGUGCAUCCGCCAUUUAGAAUGUUGUUAGGAAGUUAAUGGCAUCAGAAGAAGGCGACGAACUUAGAAAAAAAAAGCUGAAGAAUUAGGAGAAGCCGUAAGGCAGUCCACAGAGAAAGGGGGAGCUUCUCGAAUUCAGUUGGAUUCUUUCAUCGUGCAUAUCACAAGAUAGACUUGUUUUUUCCCGCUAAUUCUCAAAGCCAAGGGGUCUAGCUCUAUCUUGUUUGGUUACUUUACAAUUCUCUUAAAACCUGUCAUUUGUCUGUUUCUUGGCUCAGAAUAGUUUAUACUACCUUAAAUUUCUGUGAUUUUGGCAUGUUGAAUAUCUUGGAUAAGACUAGUUUAUGAUCAUGUAUUUCUCUUAGAAAGGGCAUAGCUCAACAGCUAAUCUGGCUCUAACUGUGCAGACUAUAGGGUUGAUGU